Molecule: messenger RNA, 3422 nt
Organism: Felis catus (domestic cat)
Lineage: Eukaryota; Metazoa; Chordata; Mammalia; Carnivora; Felidae
Product: olfactory receptor 7A10-like
Exons: 1
Coding region: 2052-3020 (322 amino acids)
Biological process (GO): G protein-coupled receptor signaling pathway
Cellular component (GO): membrane
Molecular function (GO): G protein-coupled receptor activity; olfactory receptor activity
Source: RefSeq, a predicted model, not a curated record
UAUUGAAUAGAUGGACCAGGAAACAGAAUGAAAUACGAUCAAAAUUACAUCCAGUUUCCCCUAGAAGUCAAACUAUGAAGCACUUUAUAGUCUGUAAACUAAGCAGCAGAGAGAUUGGUCAUGUUCCUCUAGAUUGUGGUUGGCCCAGUUGGGCACUGCUUGGUGUAGCAACUCCGUUCUGCACUAGAUGACUCUGCUUAGUUUAAUGGGGUUGAUCACUGUGGUGCAUGUGUGGUGCAUGUGUGUAUGCGCAUAUGUGGGAGGGGAAAAUGGUGUCAGCCAGCUACCCAGUCUCUAGUAUCAGAACUCUAUGCUCUCCCUGACUGGCAAUCAAGCACCCUUCCUUUGUCUCUGGCUUCUGUUCACUCCCCAUUUCUCCACUGUCUGUGACCAAGCUGUCAGCUUGCCAGAGGACACCUCCCUCCCAAAUUUUAUCUCAGAUAGGGCAAUGUUUACAAACUCCCCAUUUCUGAGGGCCAAGCAGCUUUGACCCUCUCAGACCCUCUGGGGGAGGGUCCACCAAGCAAUGUCAUGGUGCCCGCCCACCCCUGGUACGUUUGUGUGACCGUGCUGCCGCAGAUGCCCAGAGAUUGUGGCCAGGUGCCCCAGAAAAUGUUGGUGUGAUUGUGUAGUAGCAGCAUUUCAGGGAUUAUGGUAAAUCACAGCACCCAUCUGGCACCAGGCUUCACCCUUACCAUCCUUGUUCCAACAGCAGCAAUGUGGCUGUUCUCCAGGGUCUGCUGGGACCUUUGCCUGUGGCGAGGCUGCAAGGCCUCUACCAAAUAUCCUCCCAGCAGAGAAAUUGCCUCUCCCCGUGUGGCCUGAGGACCCCUCGGACCUUGCUGUCUGUUUCCCUCCCCACCAGAGCUCUCCCAGGUAUCGAGCUGUGGAGUUUCAGACUCUAUGCUCCCCUGUUUAUAGCCUCUUCAUGAAAUUGAAACCCUCUCCUUUCUCUCUUCUCCCUGUUUUUGUUCAGUCCCCUCCUUCUCUUUCUCUCCAGCUGCUUUUUUGUUUGGCAGUGCUUCUCCUAUACUCUCCCCCAUCUCCAUUCUCUCUCCACAAGCAAAAACAGCUCCCUGCCCUCCAUGGCUUCUCUCUUCCCCAGUUCACCUCUCCACGUUGUGUACCUGACAAAUUCCGUGGUUCAAGUUGUGCAGAUUGUUGUGUUAUUCCUCAGAUCAGGUUUCUAGAUAUGCAAGACGGUUUGGUGUUGAUUUAGUUGCAUUUCAGUGAGGAGAGAGGCAAAAAACUUUCCAUGCUCCUCCGCCAUCUUGGCCUCUCCCCAACAUUGCCUUAGAAUGUAUCCACUGAUACAGGAGGCCUUGAGCUCCUCUCUCUCUUAUUUACAUCCCACUCCUACACCCGUUGUGUUACCUGCUCUGCUCACAACUUUGUCUUUUCUAUUGCCUGAUGGUUUUGGGUGAGCUCUUGACUCAAGGUCUUUGCACAUGCGAUUUCUCUGCCUUAACUGGUUUUCUCAAAGUUAUCCACAUGGUUCAUGCAUCCCUGAGUUUUCCAGCUCAGAAGCCCCUGAUCAGUCAUGACACAAAGGCAGGUUUUCCUUCCACUUAGGACUACUGUGUCCCGAACUUUUUUCCUUAUUAGUUGUAACCACCACCUGAAACACCAUUUAUUCCUUUAUUAAUAUUCUGUUCCUCCCUCUGACACACACACAUAUUAGACUGUCUUGUUAAGGUGAAACACACAUUCCUACUGCAUUUGUGCAAUGCUGUUAAAAAUACUUGUCACAAGAUAAUGUGUUAAAUUUUCUCAGGUGGAAAAAAAAAGGUCCCAGGAAAUUUAUGGAGGAGAACAUUGCUUUGGAUAAUUGUUUUGACUCAGAACAAGAAUUGUGAACAGUUUAAGACUCAUGGAAAACAUGGAUAUUUGAGAGUCCCUGAAAUUUUCUGGUGUAUAUUCUAGAUUGGUAGGGAGUGUGUAAGAAUUAAUGAAUGAAGCAUUUUGAAAAGACAGCAUUUCUUGUAAUUCUGUGAUCAUGCUGCUGCCUUUCCAAUGUUCUUGUCUCUGUUCCAGCCAUUUUCAUCAAUUACAUGGAAGGAAGAAAUCAAACUCAUGUUACGGAAUUUAUCCUCUUGGGACUCUCAGACCAGGGGGCGCUGCAGUCACUGCUCUUUUGGCUGUUCCUGUCCUUGUACUUGGUCACCUUCACUGGGAACCUGUUCAUGAUCCUGGCCAUUAUCACAGACUCCUGCCUCCACAUGCCCAUGUACUUCUUCCUCUCCAACCUGUCCUUUUCAGACAUCUGUUUCACCUCCACCACCAUCCCAAAGAUGCUGCUGAACAUCCAGACGCAGAGCAGAGGGAUCUCCUACAAAGGUUGCCUCAGCCAGAUGUACUUUUUCAUGCUUUUUGCAGGAAUCGACAACCUCCUCUUAACAGUGAUGGCCUAUGACCGGUUCGUGGCCAUCUGUCACCCAUUGCGCUACAUGGUCAUCAUGAACCCCAAGUUCUGUGGCAUCCUGCUUCUGGGAUCCUGGUUAUUGAGUGUUCUUGUUUCUCUGUUACAUGACUUACUGAUUUUGCGACUCUCUUUUUGCGCAGAUCUGGAAAUCCUUCACUUUUUCUGUGAACUUAAGCAGGUGAUCCAACUUGCUUGCUCUGAUACCUUCCUCAAUGACCUGGUAAUGUAUUUGUCAAGUGGACUUCUGGGUGUUGUUCCACUCACUGGCAUCCUCUCCUCUUACUCUAGAAUUGUAGCCUCCAUCUUGAGAAUUUCAUCAGUGAAAGGCAAGUAUAAAGCAUUUUCCACGUGUGGGUCUCAUCUCUCAGUUGUGUUCUUGUUCUAUGGUACAAGCCUUGGUGUAUAUUUUAAUUCUGCUGCUUCACAAACCUCCAGCACAGGUGCCAUAGCCUCAGUAAUGUACACAGUGGUGAUGCCCAUGCUGAACCCCUUCAUCUAUGGUCUCAGGAACAGAGACAUCAAGCAAGCCCUGAGAAAGCUCUUUAGCCGAGAAACAUUGUCUGCAUGUAGGAUUCUUUGUUUCAGGAUAAAGACUUGAGUAACAGGGCUUAAAACUCUAGAAGAGCUUGAUCAUGAUAUUUGUAUCAGUUCAUAGGCUGGAAAUGUGCAGUUUAUAUUCUUACCUUAUUAGUUAGCUGAAGUUUUUCAUACAUCACAAGCAACUAUUUUUUUGUAGCUCUUUAAAGCUUAUUUAUUUUGAAAGGGAGAGCAUGAGUAGGGAGAGGCAGAGGGAGAUUGAUGGAAUAUCCCAAGACAUGUCCAUGCUGUCAGCGCAGAGCCUGAAAUGGGGCUCAAUGUCACAAAUUGUACGAUGUUGACCUGAACCAUCAUCGAGAGUUGGACUCUUAUCUGACUGAGCCACCCAGGAACCCCACUUCUGCAUUUCUUUAAAAUUGUUUAGGACACUCAUUAAAUUCCAUUGCAUGGAGUUUUAGGAAAA